Trichomonas vaginalis G3 is the source of this 1482-nucleotide messenger RNA. Its product is annotated as protein ubiquitination. The transcript has a single exon. The coding region runs from base 1 to 1482 and encodes 493 amino acids. The record is from RefSeq and is a predicted model, not a curated record. Lineage: Eukaryota; Parabasalia; Trichomonadida; Trichomonadidae.
AUGACUGCGCCUGAACUAAGGAAAUUAUCACUAGAAUCACUAGCAUAUUAUCCAUUUCCACCCAAUUUUACGUUUAUCAUUGGUGGGGUGUCAUAUCCGUGCCAUUUAGUCCAAAUUUUGCCAAUUUCCGGAACAAUUCAACAAUUAUUUCUAAAUGAUAAAUCAAUUUCAUCAUAUACAUUUGAACACCUGAAAGACCCAUACAACAACUUUCCAUUAUUCAUAGAUUUUAUUAAUGGACAUACAAUAGACAUCAAUGAUGAUAACUUAAUUUUACUUUACAACAUUGGUUUGAUAUUAGACAUACCGUAUUUAAUUAAUGGAGCUGGAAAAUUAGCAAAUUGCGAGAUCAAUUCCGAAAAUGCUGUUAGUUUUUGUCAAAAAUAUUACGACCAUGGCGUUGAUUACGAGAUUCCAGCAACAUUUAUAGCAGUUAACUGGGAUACACUCAGCGGACUAGAAUCUGUUAUGAAUCUCCCUGUAGAAAUCUUAAAUACGAUUAUUCAGAUUGAUGGCUUCAAAGUUUCAUCAGAAACAGAGCUAUUUGAGUGGAUAGAAAACCUAGUUAAUACUAAAGGAAGACAAUAUAUACCAUUAUUUGGUCAUGUACUGUUUUCUAGGCUUCGUAGACAUCAUAUAAAGCAUCUGAUUGAAAUUUUGUCUAAAGAUACGAUAGAUCCUUUCGUUUGGCAAGAACUCGAUGAUAGACUGAUCAUGGAAAUUAACCCAGAUGAAAAUUUGGAACCAUCUGAUGAAAAAAAUAUCGAUGCAAAUCAAAAACCAGAAUCAGAAACAUCACAAAUGACAAAUACACAGCCAUACAGUACAUACGGAAGCGCUCUUUACAGUCAAAACAAUUUUAUUCCAAUUAAUUUAAAGGAAAAGGCAAAUAACGAAAAAGAAUUCGCAGACGCCUACUCAGAAGAAUCACUUAUCGACCUUUCUUACGAGCCUGGAUACCGUUUGAAUGGAGUUGUUGCUUAUAUCAAAAAUCAACUAGGGCCAAACUACACAGAUGCUGUUAUAGCGACUGGUGGUGGCACAAAGAUUAAGAAGAUUGGCAACAUUUUCGAUUACGAUGAUACUAAAAAAGCAUGGUGGGAUAAUUUUGAUUUAGGAAUCAACAGAUGCACGAAAGAGAAUGCAUGGUGCAUGAUAGAACUACGUGGAUAUCUUCUGAACCUUCAAUCCUACACUCUCGCGUCUCCUGCAAAUAGAAUCAGUUUCCAUCAACCGAAAUCGUGGAGAAUCGAAGUUUCUGCGGAUGGAGUUAACUUUGAAACAGUACACGAGGUUAGUAAGUGCCCAGAAAUGAAUGUUCAGUAUCCAAUUCUCACAUUUUCUCUUCCAAAGGGAGAAACACAGCCAAUAAGGUUCAUUAAGCUCGUAAUGCUCGAAAACUACGCUUCAGCACAGUCAUCUAACCAAUACGAACUGAGUUUGAGCGCAUUCGAAUUGUAUGGAAAACUUAGACAGUUAUAG